This is a messenger RNA of Scatophagus argus, 2708 nucleotides long. Its product is annotated as CCR4-NOT transcription complex subunit 2-like. Gene Ontology annotation, cellular component: P-body; CCR4-NOT core complex. The record is from RefSeq and is a predicted model, not a curated record. NCBI's taxonomy places the organism in Eukaryota, Metazoa, Chordata, Actinopteri, Scatophagidae. Bases 382 to 2064 code for a protein of 560 amino acids. The transcript has 15 exons. Gene Ontology annotation, biological process: regulation of stem cell population maintenance; nuclear-transcribed mRNA poly(A) tail shortening; regulation of DNA-templated transcription.
AUACGGCGUUAGACCCAGCGGUCCCGCCUCGUUGCUUUUUGUUGUUGUUUUGGGGAACUAACCGACGGAGGCGCAGCAGGCCCAAACCCGAACAAAAACACGCCUACCCGCCGGUUCCCUGUCCGGUGGCAUGUGUCUAUGUAACCACGUUUGAACGGGUGUUUUAGUUUUGUCAGAUAAUGUUAUAAAUGCUUACACCUGCUUUUGCUUUGUCCUUCUGACGUUGCUGUUAUCCGAAUAGCUCGCUUGGUAGUAAGCAUUAGCUCUCAUGCUAACGUCCCCAUGCAUUCCUAUAGCGCUAAUGUUAGCUGUUCGCUUAUAGCGCUAGUCGACUAGCAUUAGCUCCUAGCCCAUUUUACAGCUAACGAGGUGACACGCGGUAUGUUUGGUGCUAACCGGAAGAAGUUUAUGGAGGGAGGGGUGGAGAGCGACUACGCUGAUGACUCCAGCCUCUACUACACCCAGCAGUCCAUGUUCCCUCCACACCGCGCUGACAAAGAUAUGCUGGCGUCUUCCUCUGCUUCCUCAACGGGUCAACUGUCACAGCUCGGAGCCAGCUUAUACGGCCCGCAGAGCACUCUGGGGUUUCCUAUGCGGGGUAUGAACAGCAGCACAGCACCUCAGUUAAGUCGAAGUGGCUUGAACCAGUCUGCCACUCAGCUCCCCAGUCAUGCCAGUACACCCAACACUGGCACGCUGCACACGCCUCCCUCACCGAGCAGGGGAAUUCUACCAAUGAGCAGCCGGAGCGUGUUGAACCACAGCCAGCAGGUGGGGGGUCCGACGGGCCAGACGGGCGGGAUGGUAGGAGGCGUAGGAGGAGAGAGGGGAGCCGGCGGCGUAGGAGCGGGGAGGAGCAGCAGCAUGGGGAGUCCGAGCCGGUCAUCACCCAGCAUCAUCGGCAUGCCCAAACAGCAGCAAGCACGGCAGCCUUUCACUAUCAACAGUAUGUCAGGGUUCGGGGUGAACAGGAAUCCAGGCUUCAACAUGAACAACUCCCUGUCCAACAACAUCUUCAAUGGCACAGACGGCAGUGAGAACGUGACGGGUUUGGACCUGUCGGAUUUCCCAGCCUUAGCAGACAGGAGUCGGAGAGAUGGAGGCUCGAAUCCCACCCCACUGCUCAACCCGCUGGCCGGUCGGGCUCCCUAUGUUGGCAUGGUAACCAAGCCGUCCAGUGAGCAGUCGCAGGACUUCUCCAUCCAUAAUGAAGAUUUUCCAGCUCUCCCUGGUCCAAACUACCAGACAAAAGACCCCACCAGCACCAACGAGGACAGCAAAACGGACUUCUUUUUCCCUCCGUUUCUGUCCAAUCAGAAUCUGAACUCUUCAGGAAAGCCCAACUCAAACUCAGAUGGUCCAAAGUUCCCUGGCGAUAAGAGCUCUGCGCCGAGCAACAACAACCAGCAGAAGAAAGGGAUUCAGGUGCUUCCCGACGGGCGUGUGACCAACAUCCCAGUCGGCAUGGUAACGGAUCAGUUCGGGAUGAUCGGCUUGCUGACGUUCAUCCGGGCGGCAGAGACGGACCCCGGCAUGGUCCACCUGGCACUGGGCUCUGACCUCACCACGCUCGGCCUCAACCUCAACUCGCCCGAGAAUCUCUAUCCCAAGUUUGCGUCUCCCUGGGCGUCGGCUCCGUGCCGACCGCAGGACAUAGACUUCCACGUCCCCUCAGAGUAUUUAACCAACAUCCACAUAAGGGACAAGAGUCAGUCUGCUUCCUGUCUGCAGUUAGCAGCCAUCAAGUUGUCUCGGUAUGGUGAAGAUCUGCUGUUUUAUCUCUACUAUAUGAACGGAGGAGACCUACUACAACUCCUGGCUGCAGUAGAACUGUUUAACAGGGACUGGAGGUACCAUAAAGAGGAGCGGGUUUGGAUCACUCGGGCUCCAGGUAUGGAGCCCACGCUGAAGACCAACGCCUAUGAGAGAGGGACCUACUACUUCUUCGACUGCCUCAACUGGAGGAAGGUGGCCAAGGAGUUCCAUCUGGAAUAUGACAAACUAGAAGAGCGACCUCACGUUCCCUCCACAUUCAACUACAAUCCUGCCCAGCAGGCCUUCUGAUUGGCUCUACCUCCUCCUGCCUGCCUGCCAUUGGCCCUCCUGGCCUGUCAAUCAUCACCCGUAUAGGUUUUUUUUUUCCCCCACCAUCACACACUCAAAGUGAAUCUAGCCAAUCAGGGCCUGGGACAGGAGAGGACGUCCUGGCUUCCAAACACUUUCCUGAACUGACUUUAUGAUUUUAACUUUUCUGAGUUUUGUUUCUUCUUUACCUCAUUUUCCGUCUUUUUUAUUUGGUUUCUCGCCCUCCUCCAUGAGUUUUGGUUUGGUUGGUCUGUUGAUGUGGAGCACAGACAGCACAGUACAGCACACACACCGACACAAGCAGUGUGAGUAACUGUCCACCUGGUCCAGUGAUUCACGUUUCUAUCCAGUCUUAAGAAUUGACUAUUUUUGUCUAGAGGAGCUUUUACAAACCAGAUUUUAACCCAGAAGCAAAUCACCCGUCAGGAUGGAGAAUUAUUUUACACUGUGUCACACCUCUGACCUUUGGCACAACUGAAAAUAUUUAGCAUUUCUUUAUUUUUACCAGGUUUUCCAGCAUUACAAAUCAGAAAACACACACACACCCAUCAGACAGUGGAGGGUCAGGAGAGGAAAUGCAAUGUACAUUGUAGCACUAUUUCAUAAUAAAAGAAGAAAAAAUA